CCUAGCGAUACUUGCGCCAUUUUUGUAUGCUUUGGUCGCAGUACCCCGUACACCCGAUCGGGAGUCGCGUCACAAUAAGUGGGGUCAGAGACGAAGUUGUGAUUACGGAAUGUUCUCCCCGUUGUGUUGAUAAAUAGGAACGUCGUGUGUAUACAAAUUUUUUCGUCAACAUGGACGAGUCUCGCCAUAAAUAUCAUGUUAAGAGGAAAUUUCUUUCUCUCGAAGAGCGAAUAGAAAUUUUGAGGCUCCUCGACGCUGGAGAACCGGCUUGUAAUGUUGCUGACAGAUUCAAAAUAUCUCCAAGCGCGAUUUCUCACAUAAAGAAGAAAAGAGAAAAAAUAAUAAAGAGUAAGAAAAUAAUCGCGGCUUGUAAUGGAACUUUGAAAAAACGUAGAUGCACUCAAAUUGAAGAGAAUCCCGUGGAAAAAGCAGUCUGGAAAUGGUUGGUUGAUGAAUCGGCAAUGGGAUCGCCAGUUCGCGGACAGACGAUUCAAAAGCAAGCUCUUAAAAUCAACAAAAUGUUGGGUGGACCAGAAUCCUUCAAGGCUAGUGACGGCUGGUUGACUAAAUUCAAGAAACGACACGGAGUCAAGUCGAUCGCUGUACAAGGAGAAAAAAGGACUGCAGACAUCGAAGCCAGUGAAGAAUUUCAAACAGAAAUGUGCAACAUGAUUAAUGUUACUGAGGUGCCGCUGGACAAUAUCUACAACUGCGACGAGACAGGUUUAUACUGGAAAAUGCUGCCAACCAAACCAGGAAGUGGAAAUAAGAAAAAAAUCUCAAGUUCGGCAAAAGCAAUAGAUCGAGUGGCCGUGAUGAUGUGCACUAAUGUUUCUGGCACUCACUCCCUCCCGUUGUACAUUGUUGGUGACUCUGAUAAACCUCGGUGCUUGAAAGGUAUCAAACAAUUGCCAGUAAUUUAUGAACAUGAAAAAUAUGCUUCGAUGAAUCAAGAACUGAUGAUGGAUUGGUACACGACUGUUUUCCUUCCGGAAGUUAAGAAAAAACACAGCAGCAACGAGGAUUCUAAAUCUAGAGUUAUCCUCAUUAUGGAUAACGCACCUUGCCAUCUCUUGGAACAUGAAUUUAACGAAGUCUCUGACUUUUGUACCGUACUUUUUUUCCCUCGAAACGUUUCUACCCUGUUACAACCAAUGGAACAAGGAAUUAUUGAGAAGUUUAAAAAAUGUUACAAAGCCAUGCUGCUGACGAAGAUUAUUGCUGAAGAUUUGUCGCAAGGUGUAGAGAAAGUACUGCAAGCUCACAAUCUCUUGGACUGCUGUCACAUGUGCGCUUUAGCCUGGAAACAAGUAACUCCUACCGAUGUGAGAUACUGCUGGAAAAAGUUGAUCCCUCUGGAAAAUGACGCCGAGUCCUCUUCAGAUUUGGAAAUCAUUGAUCUCGUUACUUUCCAUUCACUACUUUUAAGAAUUCCAGGAUUCCAAGAUUUGCAACUCAAGGAAACUAACAAAUGGCUGGGUGCUGACGCGCGAGAAUUCGGCUGGCACGCUCGUCUCGAUCGGACUCAUGCUCUCGACUCGUCUGCCGAAGAAAGCCAAGAAAACCCUGAUAGCAUUUCUGAAGUUCAUGAACCUGCUGAAUCCGAUUCGGAAUUACCCUCUCAAGAUGUUGAAAAUUUCACCGAUGAUACAUCAUCGAAAGAAGUUUUAAAAGCAUUAUCCAUUGUCACCCAUUGGGUCCAAAGAACUGACAGUGAUUUAGCUUUUCUUGAAAAAUGCCAGAUUUACCGCGAAAUGCUGUUAAUGUAAUUAAUACCAAUUAUUUUUAAUAAAUGACAUCAAUUUCUA
Venturia canescens is the source of this 1808-nucleotide messenger RNA. RefSeq names its product jerky protein homolog-like. Gene Ontology annotation, cellular component: nucleus. The transcript is spliced from 2 exons. NCBI's taxonomy places the organism in Eukaryota, Metazoa, Arthropoda, Insecta, Hymenoptera, Ichneumonidae. The record is from RefSeq and is a predicted model, not a curated record. Gene Ontology annotation, molecular function: DNA binding. The coding region runs from base 171 to 1769 and encodes 532 amino acids.